This is a messenger RNA of Closterium sp. NIES-67, 1673 nucleotides long. The record is from the annotation of a GenBank genome assembly. NCBI's taxonomy places the organism in Eukaryota, Viridiplantae, Streptophyta, Zygnematophyceae, Desmidiales, Closteriaceae.
GAGGUACACUUGGGUUAGGCUAUACUGGUGCGACUGGUAGAGUGGGAGAGGCGGAGGGAUCGGGGGAAGGCAAAUGCCUCUGGAAGCCGGCUCCUAGGAGGUUCUCCCCUCCUGCUGCUGCUAGGGCUGCUGCUGGGGGUGAUUCUUCCCCGGGGCUGCUGCUGCUGUUGCGACUGCUGCAGCUGCUGCAGCAGCUGGUGCUGGUGCUAGUGUACCUGCUGGGAAUUUAAGCGACUCGCUAAAAGACUCGCUUAAAGACCCAUGGUCGAUCCCCACCAGCCAGGAGCUCCCCCUCCCCUCCACACCCAUCUUCUUAAGUCAGGAGCUUCCCCCUAUCGAGCACCUGCCCUCGUCCCUCCCCUCCAUGCCCCCCUCCCAAGACCCUACGGCCUGCUUUGAAGCCACACAGCCAGUGGAGCUGGGCGAGGGGGAGGGAGGAGAGUGUGGUUUGGGACAAGAGGAGGGAAUGGGGGAAGGGGCAGGAGAGUGGGGAGGAGUCGGAUGAGCCGAUUCAGGAGACACAAGUGGAGGCAGAAGAGGUGGACGAGCAGGGUGUGCAUGUGCAACAGCAUGUGCAUCAGCAUGUGCAUCAGCAUGGGCAACAGGGCAUGCAUAUGGAUGGACAAGGGUUGCAGAGGCACGAGGCGGGAGGAAGGAGGGUGCUGUGGAGAAUAUGCAGGUGGCAGCAGAGUCGCCACACUUAAACGGGAGCGGUGAGUGUGGCAAGGAGAACGCAGCAGUGAGGCCAAGGACUCCUCACCGUUGGAUCUGCUGAUGCGCGCACUGUCGAGUGAACAGGAUGGGGAUGGGGAUGGAGGGAGAGAGUGUAUGGGAAGAGGGGACAAUGAGGGAGAAAGAACGGAAAAUGAGAGAGGGGGGUGAUGAGACAAGGCGUGAAUCGACAAGGCAUGAGGUUGCAGGUCUAAGGUAUCCUUCUGCCGUUCCCACCGCUGGCGCAGCUGCCACCACCACACCCCUGCUGCUGCCAGCAAAGCUAUUUCAGCUCAAAUGGGUGCAAAGACCAGUGCAGAGAUGGUCACAGUAGCUGGGACAGCUGGUGCAGCAGGUAGCCAUGGGGUAGCAGCCGGUGCUGGUUGUGGGCUUGGGGCGGCUUUCUGGAUCGGCAGCAGUGGUCCGGGAAUGAGCAAUGGCAUGUGGGGGGAGUGGAUGGGGCCUGCCAGGUCCGGUGAAACGGAGCUGGUUGGGGGUUUAGGUUCAGAAGGGCAGGCAGGCUUAGGUUCGAAUGCCAGGGUCGGGAUAAGGGCCAUUUGAAAGGGGAGGAGAAUGGAGGAACGGAGGAGGAUAGGAGAGGGAUGGAGGAAAAGAAAGAGCAGGGUGAGGAGGAGGUGCUAGCUGAAGGGAGUGGAGGGAGAGGAGGGAGGGGGAGACAAGGAGAGGGGCUUGAGGUGUCUUCCUUGGGUUCGGAAAAAACAACCAUUCCUCGCAUGUUCCUCAGGAACUCACACCAAGAGCAGAGCGAAGGGGAUUCUUCCCAGAGGAGCACAGCUGGAACGUAUAAUUACCGUAGUUGGGUUGCUUUGGUUUGGUUUGGCAAUGGCUUGCUCAAUUGGCCACUUGCCUGAUUCGUUUGGCUUCGUUUGGAAGUGAUCCCUAGCAGAUGGAAAUGCACAUCUUAUGUAGUGGGUGCACAUGUUCCUUGUAAAGGAAGUUGG